CCCUCGCUUCAACUCUCUCUCUCUCUCUCUCUCUCUCAUCUUACACCGCCGGCAACUUCUCGAAUUGCUUCUCUGCAAUGGCGACCACAGCUUGUUUCAUCAUCGUCAGUAGGAACAACAUCCCUAUUUAUGAAGCUGAAGUCGGAUCUGCUGCUAAAAGAGAGGAUUCUGCUCAGCUGCAUCAAUUUAUAUUGCACGCGUCCCUUGACAUUGUUCAAGACCUGGCAUGGACUACUAGUGCUAUGUUCUUGAAAGCAGUCGAUAGAUUCAAUGAUCUGGUGGUGUCUGUUUAUGUAACCGCUGGCCAUACGCGAUUGAUGUUACUUCAUGACUCUCGCAAUGAUGAUGGAAUCAAGAGUUUUUUUCAAGAGGUUCACGAGCUUUACAUAAAGACUAUACUUAAUCCCCUCUACUUGCCUGGAUCCCGCAUCACAUCUUCACAUUUCGACACAAAAGUCCGUGCACUUGCGAGGAAGUAUCUCUAGUGUUCACCUUGAUUGCAGACCAACUGUGCUUUGUGACAAUGAGCUUCAAAGUUUAUAGCAGCAUUGAUUUUUCUAUAAUUGUGUUACAUUUUGAUCUUUUCUUUGCUAUUUGUGGUCCUGACAUUAAACCACUCAGUAGUUAAAUAUUGCUCAAUGUCAAUUAUGGACUUUGUAUGGCUUGAUUACGAGCAGGAAUAAUAGCACUUAACAGCAUUGAUGUAA
Molecule: messenger RNA, 707 nt
Organism: Cucurbita pepo subsp. pepo (vegetable marrow)
Lineage: Eukaryota; Viridiplantae; Streptophyta; Magnoliopsida; Cucurbitales; Cucurbitaceae
Source: RefSeq, a predicted model, not a curated record